AUGUCUCCCUACUCUGUCACCCUCAAUCCUGACAACUCGUGGCCCGAGCCGCUGAGCGAGCUCCCGCUCAAGAUCCACCCCUCAAUGGCCGGCAAACUCGACCCGCAGUACAUCAAGUUCUUUGAGGAAGAACUGUGCAACAGGCCAGACAUUCUUGAGACGCACAAGUUCCCGCUCGAAAAAACCAAAGCCGGUGGAAACGUGAUCCCCGGGCAGGCUCCUCCUAAAGAGAUGGCGCAGAUCUACGAUAUUCAAAUCCCUCGAAAAUACACCUCGGCAGAGAAGCCGAUCCCGGCCAGGGUAUUUAUCCCCCAGGGCACCAGGCCCGCCGCGGGCUGGCCAUGCACGGUGUGGUACCACGGUGGCGGCUGGGUUCUUGGCGGCAUCGACACGGAAAACUCGUACUGCACGCAUUUGGCCGACAAGGCUGAAUGUCUCGUCAUCACCGUCGACUACCGACUGGCUCCCGAGUUCCCGUUCCCUGCUUGUGUUGAGGACGCGUUUGAGGCCCUGUUGUACGUGAUGGACACCAAAGAUCUCCCUAUAGAUAAUACAAAAGUCUGUGUUGCCGGAUCGUCUGCUGGCGGCAACCUGGCUGCCAUUAUGACGCAUAAGUACGCCAGCUCUGCUGUGAGCGAAAAGUACCCGCCGCUGAAAUUCCAGGUGUUGGUUGUCCCCGUGACAGACAACUCGGCGACGAGCGAGACACAACCGUCCUGGAGAGAAAACGAACACACUCCGCAGCUGCCUGCUGCCAAAAUGCUCUGGUACCGUCAGCUGUAUCUGCCUCUUGCGGGAGAGACGCUAACGACUCCUGAGUCGAGCCCGCUGUUCUACCCGGACGAGAGCUUUAAGAACGUUCCGUCGGCUUUUAUUGCGGCCGCCGAGUGCGAUGUGCUGCGGUCGGAGGCCGAGGCAUAUAACGAAAAGCUGCUAAAGAACGGUAUUGACAGCAAGAUUAUCAUUUAUAAAGGGGUGCCGCACACGGCCAUGGUGAUGAACGCGCGGCUGCAACAGGGGGCCGACCUCGUGAGAGAUACGACAGGGGCGAUUAAAAAUGCGUUUUAUGCGUGA
This is a messenger RNA of Ogataea haglerorum, 1074 nucleotides long. RefSeq lists its product as uncharacterized. NCBI's taxonomy places the organism in Eukaryota, Fungi, Ascomycota, Pichiomycetes, Pichiales, Pichiaceae. The record is from RefSeq and is a predicted model, not a curated record. The coding region runs from base 1 to 1074 and encodes 357 amino acids. Gene Ontology annotation, molecular function: hydrolase activity. The transcript has a single exon.